CCUAGCGCCAUUUUGUGGGAGCGAAGCGGUAGCUGGGCUGCUCCUGGAUCCCUCGCUGCUUCGGUUUCCCUGUCGGGCUUCCUAGCAGCGGCCUAGCGGAAAGAUAAGAAAAGAUGUCCGAGUAUAUUCGGGUAACUGAAGAUGAGAAUGACGAGCCCAUUGAAAUACCAUCAGAAGACGACGGGACAGUGCUGCUGUCCACGGUUACAGCCCAGUUUCCCGGCGCUUGUGGGCUGCGCUACCGGAAUCCAGUGUCGCAGUGUAUGAGAGGUGUCCGGCUAGUGGAAGGAAUUCUGCAUGCCCCCGAUGCUGGCUGGGGGAACCUGGUGUAUGUUGUCAACUAUCCCAAAGAUAACAAAAGAAAAAUGGAUGAGACAGAUGCUUCAUCAGCAGUGAAAGUGAAAAGAGCUGUCCAGAAAACGUCUGAUUUAAUAGUGUUGGGUCUUCCAUGGAAAACGACUGAACAGGAUCUAAAAGAAUAUUUUAGUACCUUUGGAGAAGUUCUCAUGGUUCAGGUCAAGAAGGAUAUUAAAACUGGUCAUUCAAAGGGGUUUGGCUUUGUUCGUUUUACGGAAUAUGAAACCCAGGUUAAAGUAAUGUCACAGCGGCAUAUGAUAGAUGGACGGUGGUGUGACUGUAAACUUCCUAAUUCUAAGCAAAGCCCGGAUGAGCCUCUGAGAAGCAGGAAGGUGUUCGUCGGGCGCUGCACGGAGGACAUGACCGCCGACGAGCUGCGCCAGUUCUUCUGCCAGUACGGGGAAGUGGUAGACGUCUUCAUUCCCAAACCGUUCAGGGCCUUUGCCUUUGUUACGUUUGCAGACGAUCAGGUUGCCCAGUCUCUUUGCGGAGAGGACUUGAUCAUUAAAGGAAUCAGCGUACACAUAUCCAAUGCUGAACCUAAGCACAAUAGCAAUAGACAGUUAGAAAGAAGUGGAAGAUUCGGUGGUAAUCCAGGUGGCUUUGGGAAUCAGGGUGGGUUUGGUAACAGUAGAGGGGGUGGGGCUGGCCUGGGGAACAAUCAAGGAAGUAAUAUGGGCGGAGGGAUGAACUUCGGUGCUUUCAGCAUUAAUCCAGCGAUGAUGGCUGCGGCCCAGGCAGCGCUACAGAGCAGCUGGGGCAUGAUGGGCAUGCUGGCCAGUCAGCAGAACCAGUCGGGCCCGUCAGGGAACAACCAAAGCCAAGGCAACAUGCAGAGGGAGCCAAAUCAGGCCUUUGGUUCUGGAAAUAACUCCUAUAGCGGUUCUAAUUCCGGCGCAGCCAUUGGUUGGGGAUCCGCAUCGAACGCAGGGUCGGGCAGCGGUUUUAAUGGAGGGUUUGGCUCAAGUAUGGAUUCCAAGUCUUCUGGCUGGGGGAUGUAGAGAGGGGGCGGUAGAGACUGGUGGGAAUUCAGAUUUUUCUAAACACAUGGUAAGUAUAUUGUAAGAUACAUAUGUACUAAGAAUUUUCAAAAUUGGUUUGUUCAGUGUGGAGUAUAUUCAGCAGUAUUUUUGACAUUUUUCUUUAGAAAAAGAGGAAAAGCUAAAGGAAUUUUAUAAGUUUUGUUACAUAAAGGGUUGAAAUAUUGAGUGUUUGAAAGUGAACUGCUGUUUGCCUGAUGGGUAAAAACCAACACACUACAAUUGAUAUCAAAAGGUUUCUCCUGUAAUCUUUUAUCCCUGGACUUGUCAAGUGAAUUCUUUGCAUGUUCAAAUGGAAACCAUUGGUUAGAACUACAUUCUUUUCUCCUUGAUUUAAUUUGAACCCCGCCAUAUGGAUUUUUCCCUUAGGAAAAUCUCCUUCUUGGAGACGAUGGUGUCACAGUGUUUGGUUCUUUUUGUUUUUGUUCUUGUUUUUUUAACACUUGUUUCCCUUCACAUGCAAAAGUACAAUAUGAAGCCUUCAUUUAAUCUCUGCAGUUCAUCUCAUUUCAAAUGUUUAUGGAAGAAGCACUUCAUUGAAAGUAGUGCUGUAAAUGUUCCGCCAUAGGAAUGCUUCUGUCUGCACGCUUUCUCACUCAAGAACUCGUCAGCACGCUGCGCAGGCUGCGUCUUUGACGGUGGGUGUCCCAUUUUUAUCCGCUACUCUUUAUUUCAUGGAGUCGUAUCAACGCUAUGAACGCAAGGCUGUGAUAUGGAUCCAGAAGGCUGUUUGAACUUUUGAAACCUUGUGUGGGAUUGAUGGUGGUGCCGAGGCAUGAAAGGCUAGUAUGAGCGAGAAAAGGAGAGAGCGCGUGCAGAGACUUGGUGGUGCAUAAUGGAUAUUUUUUAACUUGGCGAGAUGUGUCUCUCAAUCCUGUGGCUUUGGUGAGAGAGUGUGCAGAGAGCAAUGAUAGCAAAUAAUGUACGAAUGUUUUUUGCAUUCAAAGGACAUCCACAUCUGUUGGAAGACUAAGUGAGUUUUGUUCCUAGAUGACCCACGUUAGCUGAAUGUGUUAAGUGAAACGAUUACUUGUACUUCCCCCACCCCUUUGUCAACUGCUGUGAAUGCUGUAUGGUGUGUGUUCUCUUCUGUUACUGAUCUGUAAGUGUGGUCACGUGAACUGAAGCUGGUGGGGUGAGAACAUGGACGAGCUUGUGGUGUGCUUUGCAGGAGUACUUGGAAGCAGAGUUCACCAGUGAGCUCGGGGUGUCGCAGAGAAGGGUGGAAGUUCUCAUGUCUGUUAGCUACCCAUAAGAAUGCUGUUUGAUGCAGUUUUGUGUCCUGUGCUUGGAUGCUUUUUAUAAGAGUUGUCAAUGUUGGAAAUUCUUAAAUAAAACUGAUUUAAAUAAUAUGUGUCUUUGUUUUGCAGCCCUGAAUGCAAAGAAUUCAUAGCAGUUAAUUCCCCUUUUUUGACCCUUUUGAGAUGGAACUUUCAUAAAGUUUCUUGGCAAUAGUUUAUUUUGCUUCAAAUAAACUUAUUUGAAAAGUUGUCUCAAGUCAAAUGGAUUCAUCACCUGUCAUGCAUUGACACCUGAUACCCAGACUUAAUUGCUAUUUGUUCUUGCAUUGUCCAAAGUGAAAGUUUUUUUUGUUUUUGGUUUUUUUUUUUGUUUUUUUGUUUUUUUCUUUUUAAAUCUAGUUUUUAAUAAGUCUGGGUGACCGCACCUAAAAUGGUAAGCAGUACCCUCCGGCUUUUUACUAGUGCCUCUGUGCAUUUGGGUGAUGUUCUAUUUACAUGGCCUGUAUAAAUCUCCAUUGGGACUCAUGCCUUCUAAAAAUAUUCUUAUUUGGGGGAGUGGGAAGAACUCUGUUAAUUAUUUUCAAAUGCUUUGUAGCAAAGCAUAGCAGUCGAAAAGAAGGGCAUAUCAGCACCUUCCUAGUUUGGGAUUUCAAAAGUGGAAUUAAUUGCAGUAGGGAUAAAGUAGAAGAAACCACAAAUUAUCUUGUGCCUGAAAUCCAUUACAGAGCCUGAUAGCUUUAAGAACUAGCAGGGUGGGUUGUCUGUCUGGAAGUGUUAAGUGAAAUGGGCUUUGUGCCCCACAAGUGGGGGACUAGAGUAAGGUCGAAUAAAAUCGUUUACAAACUCAGAUUAGACUCUGACGAUGCAUUGUGAAGUAUGUAAAAGCAAUAAUUACUGAUUCUCUGUUGUACUUUUUAUGUAACUGCAGUGAGAGUUGAGCUUGUUUUCUGAUGGAAGAAUGUGAACGGUUUUGUGUCGGUAGUUUUACCUGAUGCCCUUAUCUGGUCAGAUGAUGAUAAAUAGGUCUGUCAUUCUGAAGUUACGUGUGUGAGACUUUUAGAAACGAAGUCGUCCUUUAGACUUGUGAUCGCCACGUUGUUUCGCUAUUCAGUUUCCUCUGUAAAAGGAUCUUGCAUUGUUUGAAUUUUUUUUUCUGCAUCUAAAUUGCAUGAUUUCCAAACCCUGUACCAUCUGAAUUUUGCAUUUUAGCACUUGCACUAUUACUCAGCAGCAGUAACAUGGUAACACUUAAAAUGGUAUUCGGGGACCUCCAAAGACUAAACUGUCAAGCCUGCAAGGAGCCCAGGGGUAAGUUCACUUGUCGAUGGCAUGGUUUUGAUCCCUUAUUUACACUUGUUGUCAAUCUAGUUACCAGUCUUAGAAGGCUCUCGAUGUGGAGCAGCCUUCUGCUAACAUGUUUGUGGUACCAGGAGCUGUGGGUAUUUAAUUCUACCCUAGAAAAAAGAGAAACAAAGAAAACGAAGUCUAGAAGUAAACUAUUUGACAAAGAUUUGUUUUUAAAAGUCUGUUUGGUCAUCUCAGUGCGUUCAUUCUCAAAACUUUUUGAACCAGUUGAAUAAAAAAUUUGUUGUCACCACA
This is a messenger RNA of Enhydra lutris kenyoni (northern sea otter), 4237 nucleotides long. It is a transcript of the gene TARDBP, whose product is annotated as TAR DNA binding protein. The record is from RefSeq and is a predicted model, not a curated record. Gene Ontology annotation, biological process: regulation of gene expression. Bases 114 to 1358 code for a protein of 414 amino acids. Lineage: Eukaryota; Metazoa; Chordata; Mammalia; Carnivora; Mustelidae. The transcript is spliced from 6 exons. Gene Ontology annotation, molecular function: RNA binding. Gene Ontology annotation, cellular component: nucleoplasm.